GCCGCGGGCAGCACAGGCCGGGCCGCAUCCCCGUCCCCGCGCCAGCCGCCCGCGCCCGCCAUGCGCGCCCCGCAGCGGCCCGCGCGCCCGGGCCCCGCGUCGUAGCGCGGCGGGCGGAGACCACAGGCUCCUAGCCGGGCCCGCCGCGUCCCGGAGCCCCAUCGGUGCCGCAGCCCGGCGCCAGCGCCCGGUGCCGCCGCCGGCGAGCUCCCUCGAGUCUUUGAGGACACAGCCUCCUGGUGGAAGUUUCUGGCACCUGUGACGAGGUCGCCUGCCAGCAGAUGACCAAGACCGGCCCUUAGUCCUAGCCCUGGUCAAGAGUGUAUUGGGCUCUAAAGCCUGCCUGGACUGUACCACCAUGUCAGGAUCCACGCAGCCUGUGGCACAGACGUGGCGGGCUGCUGAGCCCCGCUACCCUCCCCAUGGCAUCUCCUACCCGGUGCAGAUAGCCCGGCCCCACACGGACGUGGGGCUGCUUGAGUACCAACACCACCCUCGUGAUUACGCCUCGCACCUGUCACCGGGCUCCAUCAUCCAGCCGCAGAGGCGGCGGCCCUCACUGCUGUCUGAGUUCCAGCCUGGGAGUGAAAGGUCUCAGGAGCUCCACCUGCGCCCUGAGUCUCGCACCUUCCUGCCUGAGCUGGGCAAGCCUGACAUAGAAUUCACAGAGAGCAAGCGUCCUCGCCUGGAGCUACUGCCUGAUACCCUUCUGCGCCCGUCGCCCCUGCUGGCCACUGGGCAGCCCAGUGGGUCUGAAGACCUUACCAAGGAGCGUAGCCUGGCCGGCAAGCUGGAGCCCGUGUCACCCCCCAGCCCGCCACACGCUGACGCUGAGCUGGAGCUGGCGCCAUCUCGGCUGACCAAGGAGGAGUUGAUCCAGAACAUGGACCGUGUGGAUCGAGAGAUCACCAUGGUGGAACAGCAGAUCUCCAAGCUGAAGAAAAAACAGCAACAGUUGGAGGAGGAGGCCGCCAAGCCUCCUGAACCUGAGAAGCCGGUGUCGCCACCACCCAUAGAAUCAAAGCACCGCAGCCUGGUCCAGAUCAUCUACGACGAGAACCGGAAGAAAGCUGAAGCUGCUCAUCGGAUCCUGGAAGGUCUGGGGCCGCAGGUGGAGCUGCCUCUGUACAACCAGCCGUCUGACACACGCCAGUACCAUGAAAACAUCAAAAUAAACCAGGCGAUGCGGAAGAAGCUGAUCCUGUACUUCAAGCGGAGGAACCACGCACGCAAGCAGUGGGAACAGCGCUUCUGUCAGCGCUAUGACCAGCUCAUGGAGGCGUGGGAGAAGAAGGUAGAGCGCAUUGAGAACAAUCCGAGGAGGAGGGCCAAGGAGAGCAAGGUGAGGGAGUACUACGAGAAGCAGUUCCCGGAGAUCCGCAAGCAGCGGGAGCUGCAGGAGCGCAUGCAGAGCAGGGUGGGCCAGCGCGGCAGCGGGCUCUCCAUGUCGGCUGCCCGCAGUGAACAUGAGGUUUCUGAGAUCAUCGAUGGCUUGUCAGAGCAGGAGAACCUGGAGAAGCAGAUGCGCCAGCUGGCCGUGAUCCCGCCCAUGUUGUAUGAUGCGGACCAGCAGAGGAUCAAGUUCAUCAACAUGAACGGGCUCAUGGAUGACCCCAUGAAGGUGUACAAGGACCGCCAGGUCACCAACAUGUGGAGCGAGCAGGAGAGGGACACCUUCCGCGAGAAGUUCAUGCAGCACCCCAAGAACUUUGGCCUGAUUGCCUCAUUCCUGGAGAGAAAGACAGUGGCGGAGUGUGUCCUCUAUUACUACCUGACCAAGAAGAAUGAAAACUACAAGAGCUUGGUGAGGCGGAGUUACCGGCGCCGUGGCAAGAGUCAGCAGCAACAGCAGCAGCAACAGCAACAGCAGCAGCAGCAGCAGCAGCAGCAGAUGGCACGGAGCAGCCAAGAGGAAAAGGAGGAGAAGGAGAAGGAGGCCGACAAGGAGGAGGAGAAGCAGGAUGUGGACCAUGAGAAAGAAGAGCUCAGCAAGGAGAAGACUGAUGACACUUCUGGGGAGGACAAUGAUGAGAAAGAGGCUGUGGCCUCCAAAGGCCGCAAAACUGCCAACAGCCAAGGCCGCCGCAAAGGCCGCAUCACCCGCUCCAUGGCCAACGAGGCCAACCACGAGGAGGCUGCCACCUUGCAGCAGAGUUCGGAGCUGGCGUCUGCACGUGCACAGAGAGAAACUACACCUGACAAGAAUAUAAGAGAUUCCAGGAGCCUAGAACCUGGACGCGGGCGGAGCUCAGGACUGGGAAAAGCUUCCAUGGAGAUGAAUGAGAGUUCUCGAUGGACUGAGGAGGAGAUGGAGACAGCGAAGAAAGGCCUCCUCGAACAUGGGAGAAACUGGUCAGCCAUCGCCCGCAUGGUGGGCUCCAAGACCGUGUCCCAGUGUAAGAACUUCUACUUCAACUACAAAAAGAGGCAGAACCUGGAUGAGAUCCUUCAGCAACACAAGCUAAAGAUGGAGAAGGAGAGGAAUGCACGGAGAAAGAAAAAGAAGACCCCAGCAGCAGCAAGUGAGGAGACAGCCUUCCCACCUGCCGCUGAGGACGAGGAGAUGGAGGCUUCAGGCGCAAGUGCCAAUGAGGAAGAGCUGGCUGAGGAGGCAGAAGGCUUACAGACCUCUGGGAAUGAGGUUCCCAGAGUUGGGGAGUGCAGUGGCCCAGCCGCUGUCAACAACAGCUCUGAUACAGAGAGCGUCCCAUCCCCACGCUCGGAGGCCACCAAGGAUGCUGGGCAAAAUGGGUCUAAGCCCACUGGCACUGAAGCAUUGCCUGCUGCCACCCAACCACCCAUUCCUCCACCAGAAGAACCCGCAGCACCUCCCGCUGAGCCUUGCCCGGCCCCUGAUGCCAUUGGUCCACCAUCCCCAGUGGCUCCCCCAUCACCUGCUGCCACCACCGCACCCCCGGCUGCUGUUGCCAAGGAUGAACAAGAAGACCAGGCUGCUGCAGUUCCCCAGACAGAGGACGCCAAGGAGCAGAAGCCUGAGGCUGAGGAACUGGUGAUCAAUGUGGGAAAGACAGAGGAGCCUGAGGCCCCUGAGGAGCCACCCAGGAGUGUGAAGAGUGAGCACAAGGAAGAAGCUGAGGAGGAGACUGAAGACAAGGCCAAGGGCCCGGAGGCCAUCGAGGCUGUGUCGGAAGCUCCGCAUAAGGUGGAAGAGGCUGCAGGUGGAAGCAAGGUCGGCGCCACCAAGGCCUCCAGCUCGGGCACCACCCAGGACAGCGACUCGAGCGCCACCUGCAGCGCAGACGAGGUGGACGAGCCUGAGGGAGGUGACAAGGGCAGGCUGCUGUCACCAAGGCCCAGCCUCCUUACCCCAGCCGGCGAUCCCCGGGCUAGUACCUCGCCCCAGAAGCCGCUGGACCUGAAGCAGCUGAAGCAACGAGCGGCCGCCAUCCCCCCCAUCCAGGUCACCAAGGUCCAUGAACCCCCCCGGGAGGACACAGUGCCCCCAAAGCCAGCUCCCCCUGUGCCUCCACCCACGCAGCACCUACAGCCAGAGAGUGACGUGUCUCAGCAGUCGGGAGGAAGUCCACGUGGCAAGAGCCGGAGCCCAGUGCCUCCCACUGAGAAAGACGCAGAGAAACCCUCAUUCUUUCCAGCCUUCCCACCUGAGGGCCCGAAGCUACCUACUGAGCCCCCACGCUGGACAUCGGGCCUACCCUUCCCCAUCCCUCCACGGGAGGUGAUCAAGACUUCCCCACACGCCCCAGACCCCUCUGCCUUCUCCUACACACCUCCUGGCCACCCACUGCCUCUGGGCCUCCACGAUAGUGCCCGGCCCGUCCUGCCACGCCCCCCCAUCUCUAACCCUCCACCCCUCAUCUCCUCUGCCAAGCAUCCCGGCGUACUGGAGAGGCAGCUAGGUGCCAUCUCCCAGCAGGGAAUGUCAGUGCAGCUUCGAGUGCCCCACUCAGAGCAUGCCAAGGCCCCCAUGGGCCCUCUCACCAUGGGGCUGCCUCUUGCUGUGGACCCUAAGAAGUUGGCCCCCUUCAGUGGAGUGAAGCAGGAGCAGUUGUCCCCUCGGGGCCAGGCUGGGCCACCCGAGAGUCUGGGAGUGCCCACUGCUCAGGAGACCUCUGUGUUGAGAGGGACGGCACUGGGUUCCACUGCCAGUGGAAGCAUCACCAAGGGCCUCCCCAGCACCCGGGCUGCAGACGGCCCCAGCUACCGCGGCUCUAUUACCCACGGCACGCCAGCGGACGUCCUCUACAAAGGUACCAUCAGCAGGAUUGUCGGUGAGGACAGCCCAAGUCGCCUUGACCGGGCACGGGAGGACACCCUGCCCAAGGGCCAUGUCAUCUACGAGGGCAAGAAGGGCCACGUCCUGUCUUACGAAGGUGGUAUGUCCGUGUCACAGUGUUCCAAGGAGGACGGCAGGAGCAGCUCAGGCCCACCCCACGAGACUGCCGCCCCUAAGCGCACCUACGACAUGAUGGAGGGCCGCGUGGGCAGGACCAUCACCUCAGCCAGCAUCGAGGGACUCAUGGGUCGUGCCAUCCCUGAGCAGCACAGCCCCCACCUCAAGGAGCAGCAUCACAUCAGAGGCUCCAUCACACAAGGCAUCCCAAGGUCCUAUGUGGAGGCCCAGGAGGACUACUUACGUCGGGAGGCCAAGCUCUUGAAGCGAGAGGGCACACCACCACCCCCACCACCGCCACGGGACCUGACCGAGACCUACAAGACCCGGCCGCUGGACCCUCUAGGUCCCCUGAAGCUGAAGCCAGCUCAUGAGGGUGUGGUAGCAACUGUGAAGGAGGCAGGCCGCUCUAUUCAUGAGAUCCCCCGAGAGGAGCUGCGCCGCACACCUGAGCUACCCCUGGCUCCACGGCCUCUCAAGGAGGGUUCCAUCACCCAGGGCACGCCACUCAAGUAUGACUCCGGGGCGCCCUCCACUGGCACCAAGAAACACGAUGUGCGCUCCAUCAUCGGCAGCCCCGGCCGGCCUUUCCCUGCCCUGCACCCACUGGACAUGAUGGCUGAUGCCCGGGCGCUGGAGCGUGCCUGCUAUGAAGAGAGUCUGAAGAGCCGGUCGGGGACCACGAGUGGAGCAGGGGGUUCCAUCACACGUGGAGCCCCAGUCGUUGUGCCUGAGCUGGGCAAGCCACGGCAAAGCCCACUGACCUACGAAGACCACGGCGUACCCUUCACCAGCCACCUACCACGUGGCUCGCCUGUGACUACUAGGGAACCCACGCCACGCCUUCAGGAAGGCAGCCUCCUAUCCAGCAAGGCGUCCCAGGACCGGAAGCUGACGUCAACACCCCGGGAGAUCGCCAAGUCUCCACAUAGCACUGUGCCGGAGCACCACCCCCACCCCAUCUCCCCCUACGAGCACUUGCUCCGGGGCGUAAGUGGUGUGGACCUGUACCGUGGCCACAUCCCACUGGCCUUUGACCCCACCUCCAUACCCCGAGGGAUCCCUCUGGACGCAGCAGCUGCAGCCUACUACCUGCCCCGGCACCUGGCCCCCAGCCCCACCUACCCCCACCUGUACCCGCCUUACCUCAUCCGCGGCUACCCCGACACCGCGGCCCUGGAGAACCGCCAGACCAUCAUCAACGACUACAUCACCUCACAGCAGAUGCACCACAACGCUGCGUCUGCCAUGGCCCAGCGUGCUGAUAUGCUGAGGGGUCUGUCGCCCCGGGAGUCCUCACUGGCCCUCAAUUAUGCUGCUGGCCCCCGAGGCAUUAUCGACCUGUCCCAAGUGCCACACCUGCCCGUGCUGGUGCCACCAACGCCAGGCACCCCCGCCACCGCCAUUGACCGCCUUGCCUACCUCCCCACGGCACCCCCGCCCUUCAGCAGCCGCCACAGCAGCUCACCACUGUCCCCAGGAGGCCCCACUCACCUGGCUAAACCAACUGCCACAUCUUCAUCGGAGCGUGAACGGGAACGUGAGCGAGAGCGGGACAAGUCCAUCCUCACGUCCACCACCACAGUGGAGCAUGCACCCAUCUGGAGACCUGGUACGGAGCAGAGCAGCGGGGCUGGGGGCAGCAGCCGCCCCGCCUCCCACACCCACCAGCACUCGCCCAUCUCCCCCCGGACCCAGGACGCCUUGCAGCAGAGGCCCAGUGUGCUGCACAACACGAGCAUGAAGGGCGUGGUCACCUCCGUGGAACCCGGCACGCCCACGGUCCUGAGGUGGGCCAGGUCCACCUCCACCUCUUCGCCUGUCCGCCCAGCUGCCACAUUCCCACCUGCUACCCACUGCCCACUCGGUGGCACCCUUGAAGGGGUCUACCCUACGCUGAUGGAGCCCGUCCUGUUACCCAAGGAGACCUCUCGGGUUACCCGGCCUGAGCGGCCCCGUGUGGACACUGGCCAUGCCUUCCUCGCCAAGCCCCCAGCCCGGGAGCCUGCCUCCUCACCCAGCAAGAGCUCCGAGCCCCGAUCCCUAGCACCCCCCAGCUCCAGCCACACAGCCAUCGCCCGCACCCCAGCAAAGAGCCUUGCACCCCACCAUGCCAGUCCGGACCCGCCGGCGCCCGCCUCAGCCUCAGAUCUGCACCGAGAAAAGACUCAAAGUAAACCCUUUUCCAUCCAGGAAUUGGAACUCCGUUCUCUGGGUAAGACCACCCUGACAGCGGCCACGUUCAUAGACGCAAUAAUCACGCGUCAAAUUGCUCACGAAAGGGGGCCGCGAGAAGGAGGUUCGCUGGCCAACGACUCCCCUGGCGACGGUUACCACAGUGGAGCUGGCUACAGCCCUGAUGGGGUGGAGCCCAUCAGCCCCGUGGGCUCACCCAGCCUGACCCACGACAAAGGUCUGUCCAAACCUCUGGAAGAGCUAGAGAAGAGUCACUUGGAGGGUGAGCUGCGGCACAAGCAGCCAGGCCCCAUGAAGCUCAGUGGGGAGGCUGCCCACCUUCCGCACCUGCGGCCACUGCCCGAGAGCCAGUCCUCAUCCAGCCCACUCCUCCAGACUGCCCCGGGCAUCAAAGGUCACCAGCGGGUGGUCACCUUGGCUCAGCACAUCAGUGAGGUCAUCACACAGGACUACACACGCCGCCACCCGCAGCAGCUCAGCGGCCCCCUUCCUGCCCCUCUCUACUCCUUUCCUGGAGCCAGCUGCCCUGUCCUGGAUCUCCGCCGCCCACCCAGUGAUCUCUACCUCCCACCCCCCGACCAUGGCACCCCAGCCCGAGGGUCCCCCCACAGUGAAGGGGGCAAAAGGUCCCCAGAACCCAGCAAAUCCUCAGUCCUGGGCAGCACCGAGGAUGGCAUUGAGCCUGUGUCCCCCCCAGAGGGCAUGACCGAGCCAGGACACUCCCGGAGCACCGCAUACCCACUGCUGUAUCGGGACGGGGAACAGGGGGAGCCCAGGAUGGGCUCCAAGUCUCCAGGCAACACCAGCCAGCCGCCAGCCUUCUUUAGUAAGCUGACCGAGAGCAACUCCGCCAUGGUGAAGUCUAAGAAGCAAGAGAUCAACAAGAAACUCAACACCCACAACCGGAACGAGCCAGAAUACAAUAUUGGCCAGCCUGGGACGGAAAUCUUCAACAUGCCCGCCAUCACUGGAACAGGCCUUAUGACCUGUAGAAGCCAGGCGGUGCAAGAACACGCCAGCACCAACAUGGGGCUAGAGGCCAUUAUUAGAAAGGCACUCAUGGGUAAAUAUGAUCAGUGGGAAGAGCCCCCGCCGCUCGGCGCCAAUGCUUUUAACCCUCUGAAUGCCAGUGCCAGUCUGCCCGCUGCCGCUAUGCCCAUAACCACUGCUGACGGACGGAGUGACCACGCGCUCACCUCGCCAGGUGGUGGUGGAAAAGCCAAGGUUUCUGGCAGACCCAGCAGCCGCAAAGCCAAGUCCCCAGCCCCAGGCCUGGCAUCCGGAGACCGACCACCUUCUGUCUCCUCAGUACACUCGGAGGGGGACUGCAAUCGCCGAACACCACUCACCAACCGUGUGUGGGAGGACAGGCCCUCAUCUGCAGGCUCCACGCCAUUCCCCUACAACCCUUUGAUUAUGCGGCUACAGGCGGGUGUCAUGGCUUCUCCGCCCCCACCUGGCCUUGCCGCAGGCAGCGGGCCCCUGGCAGGUCCCCACCACGCCUGGGAUGAGGAGCCGAAGCCACUGCUGUGUUCACAGUACGAGACACUCUCAGACAGCGAGUGACCCCAAACUGUGGGGGGGGAACAGUGCCAGAUCCUUGCAUGAGGCCAAAGCAGCCCAGCAUGGAGCAGACAGCUGCCGACUCCCCCCACUGAGGAAGGCGUCCCUGAGUCUGCCUGCGCGUCCAUCCAUCCGUCCACCCAUCUGUCCAUCCAGAGCUGGCAUCCUGCCUGUCUAAAGCCUUAACUAAGACUCCCACCCGGGCUGGCCCUGCGCAGUGACCUUACUCAGGGGAUGUUUACCUGGUGCUCGAGAGGGGAGUGGACAGGAGAGGAGGACAGCGGGCCGGGAGGGGGUACAGUGAUCAUGUGUCAGUUGCACGCAUGCCUCUGGGGCAGCAGGGACCCAACGCAGGAUGACCAGGCACCUCCACGCCACUGCCUCACCCCCUAACGCAUUUGGAACCAAAGUCUAAGCUGAGCUCGCGGCCCUGCCCCUCCCUCCGCCCCCAGCCCGCUCGCGCUCUGGACAGACGUUCCCAGCUUAUUCUGCCCCAACGCUGUCAUCGCAGUCCCCAAAGGCCACCCAGCCCACAAGACUGGGAGCCCACCAAAGCAGGUGGGUGCACAAGGAGCCAGGCCUGGCCUGGGGCACGGAUGUCGGUAGGAACUGGACCGUUCCCGGCCGUCGCUGCAGCGAUGGGAGGGAGGGAAGGUGGUGUAAAUGGUGUUGGCUUACAGGGUAUAUUUUUGAUACCUUCAAUGCGUUAAUUCAGACGAUUCACACAAGGACUCCCCCGUGUUACUGCCGCUGUGCUUUGGUCUCUGCUUACCGUUCCAGAGGCGUGUGCCGGCCAAGGCGGUUACCCCACCAUACGCAGGACUGGGGGCAGGGUGACGGCACACAGCACAGCGCCCUCCCCCCUCCCUUCCUUGGGCAGAAUGGACUUGAUGCAUAUUCUGUGGCCGCCCUCGUGCACGGCGGCAUUCUGUCAUUUACACGUUGUUCCAAUUAAAAAGCAAAUUAUACUCAA
Psammomys obesus (fat sand rat) is the source of this 9104-nucleotide messenger RNA. RefSeq names its product nuclear receptor corepressor 2 (gene Ncor2). Gene Ontology annotation, biological process: negative regulation of transcription by RNA polymerase II. The transcript is spliced from 50 exons. NCBI's taxonomy places the organism in Eukaryota, Metazoa, Chordata, Mammalia, Rodentia, Muridae. Gene Ontology annotation, molecular function: transcription corepressor activity. Bases 359 to 8134 code for a protein of 2591 amino acids. The record is from RefSeq and is a predicted model, not a curated record.